This is a messenger RNA of Microplitis demolitor, 2775 nucleotides long. RefSeq names its product ionotropic receptor 25a (gene Ir8a). Gene Ontology annotation, biological process: monoatomic ion transport; synaptic transmission, glutamatergic; modulation of chemical synaptic transmission. The record is from RefSeq and is a predicted model, not a curated record. The transcript is spliced from 15 exons. The coding region runs from base 53 to 2746 and encodes 897 amino acids. Gene Ontology annotation, molecular function: transmitter-gated monoatomic ion channel activity involved in regulation of postsynaptic membrane potential; glutamate-gated receptor activity. NCBI's taxonomy places the organism in Eukaryota, Metazoa, Arthropoda, Insecta, Hymenoptera, Braconidae. Gene Ontology annotation, cellular component: plasma membrane; postsynaptic membrane.
CUUAUUUACUUAUGUGUUAGUGUAAAUAAAUAUAUGAGUAAUAAAUUAAAAAAUGUCUAAAAUCGGUAUUAAGUUUAUUUUUACUGGCCUAUAUUUAUUUAAUUAUAUUUUGGCACAGGAAGUUAUUAAAAUGAUGGUGGUGAUAGAAAAUACUGAUAGACAUAUAUUUCAUUUAAUGAAUAAUAUUUUACCUGAAGCUGAAAAAGCUGCAGGUGGAAAUGAUAUAGUAAAAGUUGAUGUGGAAAAAGUUGAGUUAGAUCGGAAUAAUGUCACGGAAAGUUUAAAUCAAGCGUGCGCUGUUUUGUCUCGUGGAAUCGCAAUAGCUCUCGACAUGACGCACACAGGCUGGGACAAGCUACGGGAAAUAAUCGCCAACAACUCAAUAAUAUACCUAAGAUCCGACGGCAGUAUAAUACCUUUUAUCCAAGCCACCGAUGAAUUUCUAAAGAAAAAAAACGCAACGGACUUUGCGUUGAUUUUUGAAAAUCCAUUGGAUGUUGAUCCAGCGCUCUAUUACUUACUAGGCGCCUCAACUCUUCGACUUGUGAUAAUAGACAAUUUAAACAAUGCCUCGAUAAGCAAAAUCCAUGAUAUGAAACCUCAGCCAUCUUAUUAUAUGAUUUAUUCCAGCACCAAGGGAAUGGAAAAGUUAUUCCAAGCAGCUGUAGACGGUAAUUUAGUCACAAGAUCCGGUGUGUGGAAUUUAGUUUUCACGGACAUGGACUACAAACAAUUUCGUUACAUUAAAGGGCCCGAUAUACUGAACCAUAAUAUCGGAAUUUUUUCAAUGAAUUCUACUGUGUGCUGUACACCAUUAGAAAAAAUAAUUUGUGAAUGCCCACCAGAUUUCAAGAUUUUCGAUCAGUACCUACAAGUUUUAAUGAAACAAUUAGUAGCAACAUUCGUUAAAAUAAAUAGUGAAAAUGGACCUAAGGUGAGGUCAAUUAAAGGACAGUGUCCAUUAGUAGAAAGACCGGCGGAAGAAGAUAAAAUAAUUGAAAUAUUUAAGGAUGCGAUAAUAGAAGUUACGGAAGCAGAUCCACUACAUCCAUUAGAAUAUAUGCCAAAAUCAUCAAUAGUUGUUCAUGAAUGUCUUAUAGACAUUGAAAUAUUAGAAAAUGGUACACUAAAUUUAUUAGCGGAAUGGACUAAAGACACAAUUGCUCCAGCAGCUGGACAAGUUAUUGCUGCUAGUCAGCCACAUUUUCGUAUUGGAACGACGGCGUCUAUACCAUGGGUUACUCUUCAUACUGACCCACGCACCGGAGAAGUUCUGCGGGACGCGAAUAACAAUUUAAUGGCGGAGGGCUACUGCAUUGACUUUAUCCGGGAGCUGUCUAAGAAAAUGCAAUUUACUUAUGAACUGGUCGUGCCGAAAGACAGAAAAUUUGGAGAUAAACUUCCUGAUGGACAGUGGACGGGUCUCGUUGGUGAUUUGGCCACUCGUAGAACAGAUAUCGCAAUAGCGUCAUUGACAAUGACGUCAGAACGUGAAGAAGUAAUCGAUUUUGUGGCGCCUUAUUUUGAACAAUCUGGUAUUUUAAUAGUUAUGAGAAAGCCGGUCAAGGAAACGUCACUGUUCAAAUUUAUGACGGUACUAAAAUAUCAAGUUUGGCUGAGUAUCGUUGGGGCGAUAGUUGCGACAGCAAUUAUGAUUUGGAUAUUAGAUAAAUAUUCACCUUACAGUGCUAGUAAUAAUAAACAACUUUAUCCCUAUCCUUGCAGAGAAUUUACACUCAAAGAAAGUUUCUGGUUCGCCCUGACAUCAUUCACACCCCAAGGGGGUGGUGAGGCACCAAAAGCCCUAUCUAGCCGAGUUUUAGUUGCCGCUUACUGGUUAUUUGUUGUCCUCAUGCUCGCAACAUUUACCGCUAAUCUAGCUGCGUUUUUAACCGUCGAAAGGAUGCAAGUGCCUGUGCAAUCAUUAGAACAAUUAGCGCGACAAUCUAAAAUAAAUUACACAGUUGUAAAUAAUUCUAAUGCCUACCAAUAUUUUAGCAAUAUGAAAAAUGCCGAAGAUAAACUUUAUAAAGUAUGGAAGGAAAUAACUUUAAACAGUACAAGUGAUCAAACAGAAUAUAGAGUUUGGGAUUACCCGAUAAAAGAACAAUAUGGACAUAUUUUUCAAACUAUUAAGACGGUUGGUACUGUUGCUAAUGCCAGUGAAGGUUUUUUAAAGGUUUUGGAUAGUACAAAAGCUGAGUUUGCGUUCAUACAUGACUCGGCGGAAAUUCAGUACCAAGUAACGAAGGAUUGCAAUUUAACAGAAAUUGGUGAAAUUUUUGCGGAGCAGCCUUACGCAGUUGCAGUGCAACAGGGCAGUCAUUUACAAGAAGAGAUAAGUCGAGCAAUUUUAGAUUUACAAAAAGACAGAUUUUUUGAAAAUUUAUCCGCUAAAUAUUGGAACACAUCUUUGAAAGACAAGUGUCCGACUUCGAAUGAAAAUGAAGGGAUCACUUUAGAAAGCUUGGGUGGAGUAUUUAUCGCAACAUUAUUUGGUCUCGCACUGGCAAUGAUAACACUAGGAAUAGAAGUACUGUAUCAUCGACGUAAAAAUAAUUUAAAUGAUGACAAAGCACAGGAAGCCAAUAAGUCUGUUAAAAAAAUACCAUCGAAAUUAAUAAAACCAAAACUACAUCAAUUCAAACCUGCACCGACUGUCGCGUUUAUUGGACGGAAUCGCGGGCUUAGAUCCCGAGUUUCUCAUAUCUCAGUUUAUCCCAAAACUUUUCCGUAUAAAGAUUAAUUUCUUUUUAUUGCUGACACAUAUUUUAA